Messenger RNA from Striga hermonthica, 996 nucleotides. Lineage: Eukaryota; Viridiplantae; Streptophyta; Magnoliopsida; Lamiales; Orobanchaceae. The record is from the annotation of a GenBank genome assembly.
AUGGAUUCAACUAUAGUUGAUGUGAACCGCAAAGUAUGUGUGACAGGUGCAGCUGGUUUUCUGGCCUCAUGGUUGAUCAAACGUCUUCUUUUAUCUGGGUAUUAUGUCAUUGGGACAGUUAGAGAUCCAAAUGACGACAAAAGAGUUGGACAUUUAUUGAAGUUGGAAGGAGCAAAAGAGAGACUAAAACUAACGAGUGGUGAUCUUAUGGUGGAGGGUAGCUUCGACAAUGCAAUUAUGGGUUGUUGUGGAGUUUUUCACACUGCCUCACCUGUGCUAGGGUUACCUACUUCUGAUCCCAAGGCUGAAAUACUACAACCAGCAAUUGAUGGAACACUUAAUGUGUUGCGUUCGUGCAAAAAGAAUCCAUUUUUGAGGCGUGUGGUUCUUACCUCGUCUUCUUUGACAAUAAGGGUUAAGGAUGAUUUUGACCCUUCUAUUCCACUAGACGAGUUUUCAUGGAGCUCCGAGGAAUUGUGUGAGAGACUUCAGAUUUGGUAUGUAUUGUCCAAAACUCUAGCUGAACAGGCAGCAUGGAAAUUCUGUAAAGAAAAUAAAAUUGACCUUGUGACCAUCCUCCCUUCAUUUGUGAUUGGGCCAAGUCUGCCGCCUGUUUUGUGUUCUACUGCAUCUGAUGUACUUGGCUUACUCAAAGGAGAGACGAAAAAGUUCGAAUGGCAUGGGAGAAUGGGUUAUGUUCAUAUUGAUGAUGUUGCAGUAAGCCACAUUAUGUUGUAUGAGAAUGAAAAUGCAAAUGGACGUUAUCUCUGCAGCUCAAUUGUUCUUGACAAUGACAAACUUUCCUUAAUUCUAUCAACACGUUAUCCUACAUUGCCAAUUCCAAAAAGGUUUCAGAAACUCAACAGGCCGUAUUAUGAAUUGGAUGUCUCCAAACUAAAGGGAUUAGGAAUGAAAUUCAAAUCAAUUGAAGAGAUGUUUGACGACACUAUUGAAUCUUUAACCAAACAAGGUCACCUGCGAUUUGUUGUUGACUAG